Molecule: messenger RNA, 1656 nt
Organism: Phaethon lepturus (White-tailed tropicbird)
Lineage: Eukaryota; Metazoa; Chordata; Aves; Phaethontiformes; Phaethontidae
Gene: CFLAR
Product: CASP8 and FADD-like apoptosis regulator
Exons: 10
Coding region: 190-1656 (488 amino acids)
Biological process (GO): negative regulation of extrinsic apoptotic signaling pathway via death domain receptors; proteolysis
Molecular function (GO): protein binding; cysteine-type endopeptidase activity
Source: RefSeq, a predicted model, not a curated record
AUGCUGGACCUUGCUCCAACUGCUAUAGAUGAGACUUCCCCGGCGCGUUUGGAACUGCUUAUGUAAAAAUGCAUCUAGUUAAGAAUGAACACCAGAGAAGUGCUGUGGCAGACAUGGGCUUCAUGUCACCUUGGCUUCCUGUUUAAAAAACAGUAGGCUGGCAAUUUUAAAGGGACAGUGACAAAAGUGAUGACCAGGUGCCAAGUGCCAGCUGUUCUUAUUCACCAGAUUGAACAAGAAUUGGAUAAAGAAGAAGAAGAGAUGAUGGUUUUCCUAUGCCGAGACCUUGCUCCUGACUUGGCCACUGCCGACCUUAGAGAGCUCUUGGUGGCUCUGAAUGAGAGGGAGAAAUUGUCUUUUCUUGGCUUGUCUGAGCUGUUGUACAGAGUUAAGAGGUUUGACUUGCUGAGGAGGAUCUUGAAGACUGAGAAAGCAACAGUGGAAGCUGACCUUGCCAGGAGUCUCAGACUUGUCCCUGAUUACAGGGUACUAAUGGUAGAGCUUAAUGAGAAUCUGGAAAAAGAAGAAGUGAGUUCUCUUGGUUUUCUACUCAGAGAUUAUGCACCUCGUAUGAAAAUGGCAAAAGAUAAGAGUUUUCUAGCUCUUGUGAUUGACCUGGAGAAACUAAAUUUGGUGGCUCCUAAUCAACUGGAUUUGAUAGAAAAUUGUUUUCGAAAUAUUCACAGGAUAGACCUGAUUAGGAAGAUUCAGAAGUACAAACACGAAGCUUUAAUGUCCUCCGUUCAUUCUCAGCCAGUAUAUGUAAAUGCACUUCAGGCAUCUCUCCCUAAUCUCAGUCUGAUUGAUCCUCCUUAUAAUUCAGGGAUCCAGAAUAUGAACAAAGGAAAACCACAAAAUGGACAAGGUCUUAUUCUAGAACCAGUCCACAUGUCCAUUCAGGAAUCGGGACCAGCGUCACAUAAGGUGUUUGAUGAUCAGUACAGAAUGCAAAGUCGACCUUUAGGAAUAUGCCUGAUAAUAGACUGCAUUGGCAAUGACACAGAUAUGUUGGAAGAGACCUUCAGAGGCUUAGGCUAUGAUGUUUGUUGUCACAGAUAUUUAAAUAUGAACACCAUGAAUCAAACAUUGCUUGAAGUUGCAAGGUUGCAGAAGCACAGAAAUUGUGACAGCUUCAUUUGUAUAUUGAUCAGCCGUGGCAGCCCUCAGAGCAUCUUCUGUACAGACCAUACCUUUUCUGGAUUCCCUUUGGAACAAAUAAAGAAAUACUUCACAGCAGACUCAUGUCCUGGACUCCUAGGAAAACCAAAGCUUUUUUUUAUUCAGAGCUACAUUGUGCCAGAAAAUGAGAAUGAAUGUACUAGUCUGUUGGAAGUAGAUGGGAAUGAUGAGAAAAUCACCGGUAAUGCAAAUAACCCUUGGAAAGUCACUAUCCCCCAAGUAGCAGACAUCUUUUGGAGUCAGUGCAAAGUGGAUGUGUCUACACUAGAAAAAUCUCCAAGUUCAUCCUCCUAUUAUCUGCGUUGUCUGACUGAGCUACUCCGCAAUCCUUAUAAAAGGAAACUCUCUAUAUUAGAUAUCCAUACGGAACUGAACAGAAGAGUCUAUGAAUGGAAUAAGACCACUGACCCAAGCCAACAAUACUCACUUCUGCUCCAGCACACACUGAGGAAGAAACUUUUUCUUUCUCCAACUUAG